GGAAGGUUAGGAGGGAUUUGGGGAGGGGUGGUGAUGGUGGUUGAGGAGUCAGGAUUUGGGAUGGAGUGGUGAUGGUGGUUGAACGGCGGUCAGGAUCUAGAGUAGACCACCACAUACCAUCACACUAUGAUAUAUAUUGACCGACUACAUAUAUUUUAUAUCCCUACGAGUGGCCGGAAUCUUCAGCCAAGAUAAUGAAUAUGACCCUAUCCCAGUAGCGUACCAGCUACAAUUCUCACUAUACUGAACGCAUGUCUUUCGCACCUCGCACGUGACCACCUUCCCCCUUCAGGAACAAUCAACACUAGUCCCCAAACAACCUAGCGUCACGGAAACCUGUCACUCUCCUCCCCAGUGACUAAUGUACUCCGCGUCAUCGCUGGUAAGCCCAAAAGUUGCCAAGCCAAGUCCAGCCACACCCAGCCAGUUGUGUCACUCCGCCUUGAUUCGCCCUCGCACCCUCACACCCGGCUCGGUUUCGUUGCCUUGCAGCAACGCCUCCCAUCAACGUCGUCCAGUCCCCUCCAUCCCUCCUCUUCUUACACCAUCCCAAUCGUCCUUCUUUCCCAAUAACAUCAUAUCAUAACAACAACAAUACUACAAACGACUGUGCGCCAUAUACAUAUCUACUGCGAAUUGAUAACCUCCACCAAACCCGUACCCGUCGAUACAGCUUCCUGGUCGCAAUCAUGAAGGGCGCACUCUUCACGGCGGCUAUGCUGCUGGGCUCGGCGUCGGCCGGUGUCCACAAGAUGAAGCUCCAGAAGAUCCCUCUUGCUGAGCAGCUGGAGUUUGCCAAUGUCGAGACCCAUGUGAGGAGUCUCGGCCAGAAGUACAUGGGCAUCCGCCCGCAAACCCACGUCGAUGCCGUCUUCCAAGAGCCAUCGUCCGUUAAGCAGGGCGGCCACCUCGUCCCCGUCAGCAACUUCUUAAACGCACAGUACUUCUCCGAGAUCACCAUCGGCAACCCACCACAGUCAUUCAAGGUCGUCCUCGACACCGGCAGCUCCAACCUCUGGGUGCCAUCCCAGUCCUGCGGCUCCAUCGCUUGCUACCUCCACAGCAAGUACGACUCGAGCGAGUCGACCAGCUACGAGAAGAACGGCACCGAGUUCGCCAUCCAAUACGGCUCCGGCAGCGUCAGCGGCUUCAUCUCCCAAGACCAAGUCAACAUCGGCGACCUAGUGAUCAAGGACCAGCUCUUCGGCGAGGCCGUCGAGGAGCCCGGACUCGCCUUCGCCUUCGGUCGCUUCGACGGCAUCCUCGGUCUCGGCUUCGACACCAUCUCCGUCAACAAGGUCGUCCCCCCCUUCUACAGCAUGAUCGACCAGGGCCUCCUCGACGAGAAGGUCUUCUCCUUCUACCUCGCCGACGACAAGUCCCAAUCCGAGGCCGUUUUCGGCGGAAUCGACAAGUCCCACUACACCGGCGAGCUGACCUACAUCCCCCUCCGCCGCAAGGCCUACUGGGAGGUCGACUUCGACGCCAUCUCCUUCGGCAAGGUCAGAGCGGACCUCGACAACACGGGCGUCAUUCUCGACACCGGCACCUCGCUCAACACCCUCCCCUCCUCCCUGGCUGAGCUCCUCAACAAGGAGAUCGGCGCCGAGAAGGGGUAUAACGGCCAGUACAGCAUCGAUUGCAAGAAGCGCGAUGAUCUCCCGGAUAUCACAUUCACCCUUGCUGGACACGACUUCGCGCUUGGCGCGCAUGAUUAUAUCCUCGAGAUGGGAGGAAGCUGCGUGUCUACCUUUAUGGGAAUGGAUAUGCCCGAGCCCGUUGGCCCGUUGGCUAUCCUGGGUGAUGCGUUCUUGAGGAGGUGGUACAGCGUGUAUGAUCUUGAGAAGGGUGCUGUUGGCCUGGCUGCUGCGAAAUAGAUGGGGCGUAGCAUAUUGAGAAGCUAGAGGGAGCUGGUGAGGGGAGGAAAGAGGUUGAUAUAGUGGAUUGGAUGGGGAGGCGAGUGAAGGGACAGGAGAGUGCAGUUUUGUGACAUUGUGUCGUCUUUACUUGUCUGUUGUUUUCCUUUUCGCAUUUCUCUUUCGUCUCUCUUCUUCUCCUUCUGUGAGAACACAGCAUGCUGCUGCCUUUUUUUGUGAAACUUUUUUUUUUGGAUCUGAGAUUCGAGAAGGGGGGUUAAUUCGAGCAAAUGCAUAUUGUCAACCAUCUAUCUCCUUUUAUAUCUGGG
This is a messenger RNA of Pseudogymnoascus verrucosus, 2185 nucleotides long. It is a transcript of the gene PEP2, whose product is annotated as Vacuolar protease A. Gene Ontology annotation, biological process: proteolysis. Gene Ontology annotation, molecular function: aspartic-type endopeptidase activity. Bases 690 to 1877 code for a protein of 395 amino acids. The transcript has 3 exons. The record is from RefSeq and is a predicted model, not a curated record. Lineage: Eukaryota; Fungi; Ascomycota; Leotiomycetes; Thelebolales; Thelebolaceae. Gene Ontology annotation, cellular component: fungal-type vacuole.